GCAUUAUUAUUGCCUAGCACUUCAUACCACCCCCCCCCCCCCCCCCCCACACACACAAUAACCCACAGACACAACCAAAUAGAGAGAGAGAAAGAGAGAGAGAGAGAGAGGAGAAGAAGAAGGUCACACAAUAACCCACAAACACAACCAAAUAGAGAGAGAGAAAGAGAGAGAGAGAGAGAGAGAGAGAGAGAGAGGAGAAGAAGAAGGUGGAAAUGGCUGUAGCUGCUGAUAAUGAAAAGCCCCAUGCAGUGUUCAUACCAUUCCCAGCACAAAGCCACAUGAAAGGACUGAUGAAACUAGCAAAACUCCUCCACCACAGGGGCUUCUUCAUCACCUUUGUCAACACUGAAUUCAACCAAAACCGAUUCAUCAAAACCACGGGACCCGAUGCUCUCUCCGCAUUGCCGGAUUUCCAGUUCAAAACAAUCCCAGACGGGCUUCCCCCCUCUGAUCCUGAUGCCACCCAAGACGUAGCUUUGCUGUGCGGAUCGAUUCGACGGAACUUCUUAACCAUGUUCCGGAACCUUCUCAAAGAACUCAACGACCGGUCCGCUAAUUCCGAGAAUCCGCCGGUGACGUGUAUAGUCGGAGACGGUGUGAUGCCGUUUACAAUAACGGCAGCUCAAGAGCUUGGGAUACCGGUUGCUGUUUUCUGGACUUUCCCGGCUUGUGGGUAUAUGGGGUUUUAUCAGUAUCGGGCUCUUCUCGACAAAGGCUAUACACCACUUACAGAUGCGAGCCAGCAAACAAAUGAGUAUUUGGAAACAGAAAUAGACUGGAUUCCUGGAAUGAAAAACAUCCGCCUAAAGGAUCUUCCGACCUUUUUCCGAACAACUGACGCAUUAAACGAUGACAUAUUCUAUUUAGCCAUGGAAUCAGCACAUAAAGCUUUGGAAGCUUCAGCGUGCGCUAUCCAAACUUUUGAUGCAUUGGAACCGGAUGUGUUGGAUGCCCUCCGUUCGAUGUUUUCCCAUGUUUACACCAUUGGCCCUCUCCAGUUUCUUCUCAACAAUGUGAAAGAUGAAGAAAAAGACCAGCUGGAUUCUCUUGGAUACAGUUUGUGGAAAGAAGAACUGGGGUGUCUCCAAUGGCUUGAUUCCAAAGAACCUGAGUCUGUCGUCUACGUUAAUUUUGGUAGCGUCACAGUCAUGUCGCAGCAGCAGCUGGUUGAGUUUGCUUGGGGUCUUGCAAAUAGCAACCACUACUUCUUAUGGAUAAUUAGGCCUGAUCUGGUCACCGGCGAGUUGGCAAUGCUGCCACCUGAAUUUGUAACAAGCACAAAAGAAAAAGGUCUUAUAGCAGGGUGGUGCCCCCAAGAGGAAGUCUUAAACCACCCAUCCGUUGGAGGGUUCUUAACACACAGCGGGUGGAACUCAACUAUCGAGAGCUUGUCUUCAGGGGUGCCCAUGAUGUGUUGGCCGUUUUUCGGGGAUCAGCAGACGAUCUGCAGAUAUGCUUGCAAUGAAUGGGAAGUUGGAAUGGAGAUCGAUAACGAUGUGAAGAGGGAGGAGAUACAGAUACGUGUGAGGGACCUAAUGGGGGGAGACAAGGGGAAGAGAAUGAAGAAGGCGGCUAUGGAGUGGAAGGAACUGGCAGAGAAGGCUACGGGUCCACAUGGAUCGUCUUCUUUGAAUUUGGAGAAAUUGGUGAAUGUGUUGCUGUCAAAAACCUAGAUGUUACAAGUUAAAAGCCGUGUUGAUCAAAUGUUUUGAGGCGGGUUUGGUUUGGGUUAUGAAUUGCUCUCAAUUUUUUGUAACACAUUCGUUAUGAUCAAGCUUGAGCCUCGAUCUUGCUUUGUUUCUGUUUUGAUCUUUUCUUUUCAAUAAAAGUUUAUGUCAACAUUGGAUGGAAA
Messenger RNA from Rhododendron vialii, 1855 nucleotides. Its product is annotated as 7-deoxyloganetin glucosyltransferase-like. The coding region runs from base 216 to 1676 and encodes 486 amino acids. Lineage: Eukaryota; Viridiplantae; Streptophyta; Magnoliopsida; Ericales; Ericaceae. Gene Ontology annotation, molecular function: UDP-glycosyltransferase activity. The record is from RefSeq and is a predicted model, not a curated record. The transcript is spliced from 3 exons.